Bipolaris maydis ATCC 48331 is the source of this 1646-nucleotide messenger RNA. Its product is annotated as heterokaryon incompatibility protein-domain-containing protein. The record is from RefSeq and is a predicted model, not a curated record. Lineage: Eukaryota; Fungi; Ascomycota; Dothideomycetes; Pleosporales; Pleosporaceae.
AUGAAAACUGCAGCUGUCUCUCCACGCCAUAAGCUAUCCAGAUGGCAAACACCUCACUUUACCAACCGCUUGACCCAACCCGAGAAGAAUUUCGACUUCUUCGCAUACAUCCCACAAACAUCCCGCAAAGCAUCAUCUCGUGCCAGCUCUUCACUGUCAGCCUUGUUGAAGAACCAUCAUACAAGGCUCUAUCCUAUGAAUGGGGCCAAAGGGACAUCACCAAACCCAUUAUAGUCAAUGGUAUCAGAGUCCAGGUUACCCACAACCUCGAAGCCGCACUACAGCGCAUCCGUCAGUCCGAAUCAGAAGUCAUCCUAUGGGUCGACGCAGUGUGCAUCAACCAGCAAGAUCUUGAUGAAAGGAGUACCCAGGUGGCCAUGAUGAGCAGACUGUAUUCCAAGACCACGCUUACUUACGCAUGGCUGGGUGAAGAUGACGACGGUAGCGCUGAACGCACAUUUUCCCUCAUCCGCGGUUUCGUCGGGGAUUUUACCGAGCGUGUUGAGGACAUUGAUCAAUUCACUAUCAAAUUCGGUAAGGGCCAGUGCGACCAAAUGUUCUUUUGCCUCCAGGAUUACGUUGCCCAGAAUCUUCGGGACGGUAAAUCGGCCUUGGUCAUGUCUGAUAUUCUAGAUAUGAAUUUGGUAUUUUCUAGAUCAUACUGGUAUAGGACUUGGGUUCAUCAAGAGCUCGUUCUUCCACCCAAAGUAUCAAUGCUUUCCGGCUCGGUGUCUAUAUCAUUCAAUAUGAUGAUGGUUUUCGGGGACAUAAUCAACUGGAUUGGAGUGCAUGCCCAUGGGGGAUGGAAAGCAAGAAUCUUCCCCACAACUUCUCCUCAGUUGCUACGGACCUCUGGGUGUGUAGUAGAUACCGUCCAAUCAGUCGUCCAGUUCUCGACUCCUCAACAGACGACAGACGCUUUACUUGAUUUCAUCGUGUCCAAUAUCACCAUGUCUCAUCCCACGGGUACUACCUUUCUCCAAGCACUUUGCUGUAGUAUCCUCGGAUAUUGCUCCGUCGAUGGAUUUCAAUACCAAAUUUCCAUGUAUGACAUCCGUACGUUUUUGCACUGGAUACUAGACUGUAGGAAGGAAAAACCCUUGUUGCAUGGGCGAUUCCAGGCUUUUGUUGAACAAAACAAUCUCAUGGCCCUCUUUGAAUCUGUUCCAGACGAAAUCUCGAUGAGCUUGCGAUUUGCGGCAGUUACCGGAGCCAUCGAUCAUCUGCUUGAGCCAUACAAGGACGCUAAAGACCAUAGUGCUUUCCUUGCAAUGACCCCACAACAACGUAUGGCGCCUUUUUGGGGAUCUGAAUCAUACCCUGACACUUUCCAAGCAGAUAUAGAAUGGAAAAUUCCUUCAAAAUGCGUCAACCUUGAGCCUAUGAGGCGAAGGAUCAGGGGCUGGGCCUAUAGUAAAAGCUUAAUAGUCACGGAGAAGGGCUACAUAGGCUUUGCAACCCGUGGUGUUUUGGUAGCGGACGAUAUCUGCAUUGUCGCGGGAUGCCCAUACCCCACUAUCGUACGGCCGUCAGGUGGCCGUCAUCAAGUCGUUGGCGGUGGCUUCAUCUUUGGGUUGAUGGAUGGAGAGCUAUUCAGAGACGGAUACUUGACGGACGAUAGUCAGCAGACCUUUGAGUUUGUUUGA